Messenger RNA from Phytophthora nicotianae INRA-310, 1990 nucleotides. RefSeq lists its product as hypothetical. NCBI's taxonomy places the organism in Eukaryota, Oomycota, Peronosporomycetes, Peronosporales, Peronosporaceae. The transcript has a single exon. The coding region runs from base 79 to 1851 and encodes 590 amino acids. The record is from RefSeq and is a predicted model, not a curated record.
AGUCGCAACGAAGACAGUAGCCCCACGAUACCCAAGAAGCUGUCUCGGCAUCUAUUACAUCUCGUCAGUCGCGCGCAGAUGAGUCCGAGAGAAGCAGUGCGAGAACCGCCUCGCUCACUCUGGCGCCAGGCACUGAUUUGGCCUUCUAGUCCCGCGUUACUCAAGAAAAACGCCCGUGUUGCAGCUCUAGAAAGGAGUCAUAGAGGUAGUAGUAACCAGAACGAGCCAUGUGUUAGUUCUAGUGAGAUUCAAUCCACCGUGGACACAACAGUCUUCGCGUUGGAGCAGCAGAAUGACCAGCCACAGGACAAAGAGACUCAUGUACUCCAAGCAGAUAAGAGCAUCAGCCCUCGCAAAGCGGCCGCAAAGGACAACAACCUCCUCGAUCUCAGCAGCUCGGUCAAGAAACCCGAACUUUCGGUCCUCAAACUGACACAAGGCAGUGCUAUCCACGCGACGACAUCGGCAUCGUCGUUGAAAGUACUGCAGUCAUCACUUCCCGAGCCACCACUGAACAUCGUCAAGCGUGCGUCGCUCUACGAGGAACUUCGCGAGUUCUGUGCUAAUUGUGACGCUCAGAUCACCAUGUUCCCAGACUACUUCAGUCACGAGGAGAAGCUUAUGGUUCAGGCAGUAGCUCAGGGUCUGCAGUUGGGCUGUCAAGUUGGUGAGAAGAGCGUCGCGGUGUACAAACUCCUCGGUCACUCACAACAAGGCCAAUCACUGCGUUCGUGUCCGCCUCCUAUUAAAGGAAGCAGCAACAACGUCGCCGAUGACGUGUAUGUCGAUGUUCAUGAACUGGCUCAGCACGGCAAAGACGGCUUUAUCGCAAAGCUGAGACUACGUCGGCUGAGCUCUGGAAGUGGACUACGCCGCAAGAUGCUUUGGGACGUAGCAGAGUUGAGCUCCACAGCCGAUGGCAUGGCUGACCCUGUCGGUGAAGGUGAAGGUGGUGUGUACGCAGUGCAGUCUCGAUCUAGCGGACAGAAGCUUGCGCUCUUCAAGCCUGCCGAAGAGGAGAAGUUCGUGCGUGAAGGACUCUUCGCUGGAGAAGGAGCUGUUCGUGAGGAGGCAGCUUACGUGCUUGAUUCACGCAGCAAUGGCUUCAGUGGAGUGCCACCCACGGCUGUGGCACAGCUUCGGCUUACGAAUGUUGGGCGAGCAAAGCAAGGAGCUGUCCAACGCUUUAUGUCGAGCACUAUCGGUAGCAUGGAGAGCUUCGGAAUGCCCUUUGACCUCGACAAAGCUCGCGAGUUUGUUCCGGUAGAACAAGUCCACCGCAUUGCGCUGUUGGAUGUGCGCGUGUUUAAUACGGAUCGACAUCCAGGUAACAUUUUACUGAUCGGCGAGAAGAAGCCAUAUACCAUGGUGCCUAUCGACCACGGCUGCAUCCUUCCAAGCUGGUUCCACUUGUCCGAAGCGCGUUUCGACUGGCUCGAGUACCCGCAAACCCUUGAGCCGUUCUCGCCUGCGGCCAUGCAGUAUAUCGAGGCACUGGAUGCUGAGAGAGAUGCCAAGACCUUGCGCUCGCUUGGGAUUCGCGAGGAGUGCGUGACCACACUUAAGAUCUGCACUCUCUUUUUGAAGCUGGCAGCUACUCAAGGCAAGACUCUGCACUGGAUGGGGAACUUCAUGACACGCGAUGGGUGCUUCCAAGAGCCGUCGCGUCUGGAACUCGCUAUUCAGAGCGCAUGCGAGCGUUCCGGUAUCCCAUACACGUUCAAGCCCAACAAGUUCGAUGAGCAGCGUGGCGAGAUCGAAAUCGGCGUGUUAAGUCGCCGUCCACCCAACGAGUUUUUCCUCGCGCUCGAGCGUUUGCUGCUCGAGGCGAUUUCGAGUGACAAGUCCUAGACUUUAGUCUCUGAUGCACGCAGGUUAGCAAAGAUAUCAACUCUACAUGGCAGCAAACCAAGUCAGUAACUAGUAAACGUAUGUCGACGCUAAAACUUGAGCAGAAGCAGAGUAACCUCAAACUGUACCCCGGGUUUUG